AUGAAUGCCUUUCCUGUGAAUAGCUCGGCGCAAUCGUCUUCCUUCACACCCGGCCAACCCACUUCCGCCCCGAAAAAGGGUAGGAAACGGCAAUCUGGCACGGCAUGGACUCGCUCGGGAUGCAUCACCUGCAAAAAGAGGCGCAAGGCCUGUGAUAAAACCAAACCAAGUUGCAAUAAUUGUCUCAAGCAAGGCCGGGCAUGCGAGGGCUACGGCUCUAUAUGGGUGGAGCCACUAAGUCCAUCGGCGCAGGUAUUCUCACAGACGGAAACUUCAAAACGCCGACGGCUCAGUGCGUCCUCGCCAUCUCAGUUCCCUUCGCCUGCACCGUCCCCAUCAUCGGACGCAUGGCUUGAGACUCGUUUAUCCCCUGGGCCGGGGACUUCCUUGAGCUGGUCCGUUCCAUUUUCUCCUGGAGGAUAUGUCUCGUAUGAGGAAGCUACCAGUUCGAUUGAAGAUGCGGAAGAAUACAGUCCUAGCCCGACUAUAGAUUUGCAUAACUCUGUCGCAGUGAUCCCACAGCUUCAAGGAUAUAUCAGUCAUCUCACAACACAUGAGACUCACUUCCUCCAAUAUCACAUGGAGCAGGGAUCUCGACUGAUAGCAAAUCUAGAAAGCCAUGAUAAUCCCCUUCGAUCGUUGUUGAUCCCCAGGGCAAUGUCAUCACCUCUGCUGAUGAAGGCUGUAUGUGCCAUCUCUGCUCUUCAUCUAGCAAAUCGCUCCCAAGGGCUUGGAGCACAUACAGCUGCACUCAAAUAUUAUAGUGGAACGCUCAAUGGACUCCGCACAGCACUAGACAAGUGUUCAGUGGAGAUGUUCCCUGACGAUGCCAUGCUAGCAGUCGGUCUAUUGUGCAAAUAUGAGAUCGUGCGUGGUAGCGUUAAGCAGUGGGUUGUUCAUCUCAAUGCAUUGCAACGUCUGAUCGUUUCACGCGGUGGAUUCGCUUCAAUGGAUCGAGAUGCAGCCGAGUUCCUUCGUGGACUAUUCGUGUAUGCCUAUAACAUGGGCCGAAUCAGCAACCGCAAUUGUAUCACUGCUACGGAUAUUCUUGUCGACAGUGAUAUCGGCAUCCCAAAAUUGGAUAUCUAUAUUGGAUAUACAGAGGAACUCCUCAAUUUAUGUGCCCGUAUCGCAGAGCUGCCUUCUCUCCAAGCUGAUACGUUGGCUCUUCGACUCAGUGUUGCAUCCAUAAACGAAUCCCUCCUCGCCUGGUCUCACACUUCAAUUCCCUACACAAUCCCCCAAGGAACACCAACAGCAACCCUAACUCGGCUUCAACUCGUAGCUGAAUGCUUCCGUGACGCAGGAUUUGUCUAUCUCCACUCGAUCAUGGAGCGCAUUAAUACCCCUCCCGCUGCCAGCCCUGGUGCCAUUGUAAACGCCCAGCUAGAGGAGGUCCCAUCUCUUUCAGCGCAAGACUGGCUUCCUCUCAUCUCCACACCGAAAAAUGUCGCUGUCUACCGCUGUCUUGGCCGCAUUGAAACCUUCCCGCUGGGCAAACCAGAGAGCGUCUCGCCCAAACUCGACGAAAAAACCCCCCAUGUCAAGUCUACAUCAGGCGAUGGAGCAUUGCAGUUACUGGAAGGCGGUUCGCCGAGCGUUCUCGAUCCCGCAGCAUCUGCACGACUGUUGCGUAAGAUUGAUAUGUAUAUCAUGCCACUGAUCUGCAUCGUGUACUUCCUGCAGUAUCUGGACAAAAUUGCCAUCAGUUAUGCCAGUGUCACGGGGAUGCGCGAGUCAACGAACCUCAAGGGCAACCAAUUCAACUGGGUGUCGAGUAUCUUCUUUUUCGGUCAGCUGGCGUUCGCCUUCCCUACAAUGCGCGUGAUGCAAUCAUUCCCCCUGGCAAAAUACGUCGCCGUCAACGUGACCAUCUGGGGCACCAUCCUGGCCUGUAUGGCCGCAUGCAAGUCAUUCGCCUCCCUGAUGGUCUGUCGCACGCUUCUGGGCGCCGCAGAAGCCGCCAUCAUACCUGCCUGGGUAGUCUUCACCUCGCAGUGGUACCGGAAGGAGGAACAGGCCUUCCGCGUUGGCCUGUGGUUCUCCAUGUGUGGGUUUGCGCAGAUGUUCGGCGGCUACGUCGCAUACGGCGUAGCAACGCACAUCGGUGGGGAUCCAAGCGCGUCUCUGCGAGGUUGGCAGGUCAUUUUCCUGAUCUUGGGCCUGCUGACCGUAGCGACCGGCAUCUCCUUCUUCUUCCUCCUGCCCGAUUCCCCUUUAACGGCCGGCUUUUUGUCCCCGGAAGAAAAGGCAAUGCACGCGGAGCGUCUUCGGGGUAACGGACAGGGCAUCGGAAGCAAUGUCUUCAAAAAAGCCCAGUUUUACGAAGCCCUUACCGACCCGCACACCUGGCUCUACGCCUUCUGGGUCAUGGCGGCAAAUGUGCCGAAUUCCAUUGCCACGAGUUUCGGGAAUAUCAUGGUAACGGGCAUGGGCUUCUCGAAAACGGAAAGUCUCCUGCUUGUAACACCCCUGGGUGCUUAUGAGGUGGUCGUUCUGAUUGGCCUGACAUAUCUGGCAAUGAAGACACAACGACGACUGUUCUGGUGCAUUGUAGCCCAUAUCGUGGGAAUCGUGGGGUCGCUUUUAAUGGCGACAACCAACAGGGUGCCGGCGCUUGUGGGAUACUACCUCACCGGAGGCAUUCCACUCGGAUGGACGACGAUUCUUGGGCUCACCAGUACCAAUGUGGCUGGCUCAACUAAGAAGAUCACCGUGUCCUGCAUCCAGACGAUCGCCUAUACUGUCGGCAACAUCAUCUCGCCACAGACCUUCCAAGCCAAAGAUGCCCCAGGGUAUUUGCCGGCCAAAAUCUCUAUCUGCAUCCUGUAUUUCAUCGUCACGCUCGACUUGUGCAUUAUCUGGUGGAUAUCGCAACGGGAGAAUCGCCGACGCGACAAGGAGAGGGAGGCAUUGGGUGAUGCUUACGUCGUUCCGGAAAACCACGAGUUUUUGGACCUAACAGACCGUGAGAACUCAGAAUUCCGUUAUGCGAUCUGA
This is a messenger RNA of Penicillium roqueforti, 3000 nucleotides long. RefSeq names its product transcriptional regulator family TF. NCBI's taxonomy places the organism in Eukaryota, Fungi, Ascomycota, Eurotiomycetes, Eurotiales, Aspergillaceae. Gene Ontology annotation, cellular component: plasma membrane. The record is from RefSeq and is a predicted model, not a curated record. Gene Ontology annotation, biological process: allantoate transport; regulation of DNA-templated transcription; dipeptide transport. The transcript has 6 exons. Gene Ontology annotation, molecular function: DNA-binding transcription factor activity, RNA polymerase II-specific; dipeptide transmembrane transporter activity; zinc ion binding. The coding region runs from base 1 to 3000 and encodes 999 amino acids.